Messenger RNA from Dioscorea cayenensis subsp. rotundata (Guinea yam), 2552 nucleotides. RefSeq names its product protein PAF1 homolog. The record is from RefSeq and is a predicted model, not a curated record. Gene Ontology annotation, molecular function: chromatin binding; RNA polymerase II complex binding. Lineage: Eukaryota; Viridiplantae; Streptophyta; Magnoliopsida; Dioscoreales; Dioscoreaceae. Gene Ontology annotation, biological process: transcription elongation by RNA polymerase II. Gene Ontology annotation, cellular component: Cdc73/Paf1 complex.
ACCUCUCUUUCUCUCUCUUUAUAUGACCUCAUCCCUCUCGAUAUAAUUCCUCUUCUUUCUCCUCAUCGGAUCUCCGCCGGCGAUUCCUCGUCGGAGCUCCGACCUCCGCCGUGUUCGCCGCUUCCUAUCGAUUCAUGGCCUCUGGGCUUCCAUCUUCCAGGUAAGCGAUCGAAGCGAUCCCUAUCACUUCCGCUUUCUCUGCGAUCAUUAGGGUUUCGAUCCGUGCGCAUGGCGUCGUUCCGGCCGUUCCCGCCGCCGGCCCAGUCUUUCACACCGUCGCAGGCGGCGAACCAGAGUUCUCUCCCUCCUCCACCACCCCCCGGUGGUGGCAAUCACCACAAUCAGUACCCCCAGCAUCACCGUAGCUAUGGCGGCAACGCUGGUCCGCCGCCUCAGCCCUCGCAGCACCCGAGCUCCGGCUACUCUCGGGGGGCCCCGAACUCUGGAUUCAAUCAUUUCAAUGCUCAGCACCGGCAGCAGCAGCAGCAACAGUGGGCUUCUGGUCCACCGCCACCUCCGCCGCCGUCUUCUAGUUAUCCUCCACCGCCGCCUCCCCCGCCGUCACAACAGCAGCAGCAGCAGCAGCAGCCCCCUCCUCCUCCUCCGCCGAACUCUAUGUACUACACCCAGCCUCCCCCGCCCCCUCUUCCUUCUUCUCCUCCCCCUCCUCCCGGCCCGCCUCCUUCUCCCUCCCCUCCCCCGCCUAAAGACUCAGCUCCCCCUGCCCGCCCCCGUGAGUCAUCUGCCAAGCCUUCCCUCCCGCUGAAGCAACCGAUGGGCGUGGGAGGUAGAGGUAGUGGCGCCAGGGUGGAGACUGAGGAGGAGAGAAGGGCGAGGAAGAAGAGGGAGUACGAGAAGCAGAAGCAGGAGGAGAGGAGGCAGCAUAUGCUUAAGCAGCCGCAGGCCAAUGUGGUGCACAAGAUGCAGAUUCCGUCUUCAUCUGGGGUGAAACCGGGCCAUGGUCAUGGUUCAGUUGCUGGGUCUCGGAUGAUGGAGAGGAGAGCCACACCAUUUUUGAGUGGAGAUAGGGCUGAUAAUCGGCUGAAAAAGCCGACAACAUUCCUUUGCAAGUUGAAGUUUAGGAAUGAAUUACCAGAUCCAACUGCACAGCCAAAGUUAUUAUCUCUAAAUACCAAUAAUGAUAGAUAUGCCAAAUAUACCAUCACGACAUUGGAGAAAAAACACAAGCCCAAACUUUAUACGGAACAAGAUCUUGGAAUACCUCUUGAUUUACUGGACAUCAGUGUAUACAAUCCGCCUGAUGUUCACCAACCCCUUGCUCCAGAAGAUGAAGAACUAUUGCGUGAUACUGAGGUGGCAACCCCCAUAAAACAAGAAGGUUUAAGGAAAAAAGAUCGUCCUGCUGAUGAAGACCUGAAUUGGUUGGUUAAGACACAAUACAUAUCCUCAGUUAGUGCUGAUGCUGCCAAAACGGCUUUCACUGAGAAGCAAGCCAAGGAAAUGCGGGAAUCAAAGGAGGGUAUAAAUCUAUUUCUGGAAAACCUUAACAACAGGGAAAAACAGAUCCAGGCAAUUGAAGAAUCUUUUAAGGCUUCUAAACUACCACCUGUCCAUCAAACUAAGCCUACAUUAAAGCCCAAACGAAUCCUCCCUUUAUUGCCCUAUUUUGACAGGUAUGAGGAUCGUUUUGUGACGGUUACCUUUGAUGGAGAUCCCACAGCUGAUUCAGAGUUGUACAACAAGUUGGAUAGAUCCAUUCGUGAUGAGCAUGAAUCACAAGCUAUAAUGAAGAGUUAUGUGGUUAAUAGUUCAGAUCCUUCGAAGCCAGAGAAGUUUCUGGCUUAUAUGGUUCCUGCACCUGAUGAGCUGUCAAAGGAUAUCUAUGAUGAAAGCGAAGAUGUAUUAUAUUCCUGGGUCAGAGAAUAUCACUGGGAUGUAAGAGGUGAUGUCGCUGAUGAUCCAACAACUUACCUAGUUAAUUUUGAUGACAAAGCGGCACGAUACUUGCCUCUACCCACAAAACUUGUUCUACAAAAGAAGAAGGCCAAAGAAGGCAGGUCUGGGGAUGAGAUUGAGCACUAUCCUGUGCCUUCUCGAGUUACAGUGAGGAGAAGAGACACAGUUGCUAUUGGAGAGCUUAAGGAAUCCCUGAGAAUGUCCUCCUAUCAUGAAAAGGUGGACAAGAGAGGCAGGUCCUCGAGAGAAGACGAACUUGAAAGACAGAGUAAGAUCACAAGAAUGAACAGUCUUGAUCAAUUGGUUGGUGAAGAAGACAUGUCUGACUAAUUUGUUAAGGGAUCCAUCCUGCAACACAUCAAGGUGAAAAAAAAAAAAAGCUUCAUUAUUUGGAGAAUGUAUAUUAUCUGAAAUUUCUUAGUCAUAACAGAUGAACUGAGCAGCGCUGACGCCGCAAUUAAUUAUUUCCAUCAGAAACUGGGAAGAUGAGGUAGCAUUUUCCCUAUCUGUGUUUGAACAAGAUUACAAAUAUGUCUUUCAAUUUUGCAAGUAUAUAGGGAGUGAAGUGUGUUGGUUGGUCAUUGUUGAUCUUUAUUCAUCUUAUAAAGGAUUAAUAAGCACCUAAUGGUUAAUUA